Molecule: messenger RNA, 2015 nt
Organism: Bombina bombina (fire-bellied toad)
Lineage: Eukaryota; Metazoa; Chordata; Amphibia; Anura; Bombinatoridae
Gene: CLRN3
Product: clarin 3
Exons: 3
Coding region: 77-769 (230 amino acids)
Source: RefSeq, a predicted model, not a curated record
AGAAGAGUCUCCCGGGAAUAUUCUUUUAUCUGUAAAAAAAGCAAAAAGAAACCACAAAUAAAAGGAACCCUGUAAAAUGCCAUCAAAGCAGAAAACAUUGUUAUUUUUAUCUGGGUUUGUAGCAAGUAUUGGAUCUUUUGCUUUAAUUUGCACAUGUCUGGGAACAGAAGAAUGGGUCUCAACUAAUAUAAAUUUCAUUGCAACCAACCAUUCAGGCUAUAUAAAUGUGAAACUUGGUCUUUUUCAAGGAAGCUUUUCAAAGUUUGUGACUGCAGGCGCUGGACUUGGCAAACAACCAGAAAGGUUUCAAGUUUUGCAGAAAUUAAAUGGAUCGGGCAGCAUUAUAGUUACCCACAUUUUGAUGAUAUUAUUCCAAGCAUUGAGUUUGCUUUGUACAUUCAUGAGUUCUGCAACUACUUGUUUGAACAGUGUGAGCAAUCCCUAUGUCACUUUCUUGGGGCCUCUUGGUGUCUACAUUUGGGUCUCAAUCAGCGCUGUCCUUAUCUUGCUUACAAUGAUUUUGUGUGCUGCAAACAUGGAAAUAAAUAAAUUGCCAAAACAUCUGGCGGAAGUACUGAAGAACGGUCCAGAGGACUUAACUUCAACUGUCAACACCUAUGGAUAUUCUUUCUGGUUACUGCUUCUAAGUAUAUGUCUAAGUAUUGCUACAAUAAUUGUAAUUUAUUACUACCAGCACGCCAGAUAUAGCAAGAAAAAGGAGCACGAGAGACCCCUGGAAAAUGCAUCAAAAGAUGUGAUAUUAUUUUAAAUCAAGAAUCAAGAAAUAAAUGGAACCAGGCUUUGAAGCAGUGAGAGUGACAGUAUAUUUAAUAUUUGUACCAUUGAUGCACAAGUAAACAGCAAUUUCUUAUGUAUAAAGUAACAUUUGUUAAAGGGACAUUAAUAUGUUUUUGUAUAUGCAUAUUAUAUACCAACAAUUAAAGAAGCAUGAAAGCCAACAUUUUAUUUCAUGAUUCAGAUAGAGAAUACAGUUUAAAAAAGGUUUCCAAUUUACUUCCAUUAUCAAAUUUGCUUCAUUCUCUUGUCAUUCUUUGUUGAAGUGAUAUCUAAAUAGGUUUCGUGCACAUGCCUGAAGCACUAUAUGACAGGAAAUAUUGCUGUCAUCUAGUGCUCUUGCUAAUGUACAACAUUGUUGCAAAACUGCAGCCAUUUAGUGCUGCAGACACGUUCACACUCCUGAAUUUAGCUUCUUGUUUUUCAACAAAGGAUAUCAAGAAAACAAAGAAAAUAUGAUAAAGUAAAUUGGAAAGUUGUGUGUUCUAUCUGAAUCAUGAAUGAACAAUUUUGGGUUGUAUUCCUUUAAACGCUGCAUUGCAAAAAAAAUAUUUUUACAUUUCUUUGCAAUCCAGGAACAUACCCCUUGAAAAGUAUAUUUUUUUCUUUACUGUGUUCAAUUAAAGACACAUUUAAAUUAGUUCCUGUACUGAGCAAGCAAUUAUUGUAUAUAAUGUUGUAGGGUUGGGGUUCUGAAUCCUGCAACAUCAGCUUGACAAUUUUUGUGGGCCAUGGAAACCCCCCAAUUUUUUUUUAUCAGAGUUAUAUAUAUUAAGUGGGCAAACAACAAAUAAGAAUACAUUAAUACGUUUUUUAUUAAUUAUAUUUUUAGGGUAAUGUUCCUUUAACAUUUCUGUUAAAUAUUUUAAGAUUUUUUUUCAUUGGGUUAGAUUUUAAGAAGUAAUCCCCCCCCCCCCUUUUGUCAAUUUUUGUCCUCCUAUGCUUUCGUUUUGACAUGGCUGGUCAGUCAGUUAAAUGUUCCUGUGAGGUAACAAAUCAGUCACUCAGUCUUUUGCUGUUUCUUAAAAGUAAGCAUGUAAUGUUUGGAGAAUGGAGUGGAUUAUACUACUGGAAAACAAACAGUGCAACUUUCAGAACAAAUAAAUACUGAUGUUUACAUCCAUUCAGGGUCUGAAUGUAAAUAUUUAAAUUAUUGUUAUAAAAUAAUGUAUACUGAGAUCUAUUAAAUGAUCCAAUAUGAAAUAAACGUAACUCCUUUA